UAAUUAAACAUUCCGCAUGUUAUAUGGAAAUGUUACAUGGAAAUUUGUCCUGUCGGGUGUUCGAAGAUCGGGGUUCCCCCUGGUGACAGAUAGCUGCGACGAGCACCGUUGACGUCAGCACGGAUUUUCUUGACAACUAAUGCCUGACAACCGUAGUAGUCAUUCAUUUAUUAAAUAGAGGAGAAAAUGAGGUCUGUUCUUAAAUGGUAAAGGUUUGAUUUGAAGAAACCGAACAAGAUUCUCUGAUUGACACACCAAAUUUCCACAGUGUCCGAAAAACCUUAACAUGGGAAUUCAAAAUAGUGGCUCAACGAUCGUCUUAAUUGUUAUUUCAACCCUUUAUCAUUUGUCAUCGGCCAGCAACUGCUUCAGCCAAGGCUUUUCUUUCCAAAGUAAUGCUUUGUACUCUCGAUGGCUCAGAAGUCCUUCCUAUCCAAACAACUACCCACCCUCCAGUAAUUGCUUAUGGAGUCUGCAGAGGCCAACGUCCGCGUACGCAGUGAAGUUGGCAUUCAGUUCCUUCUUUCUGGAGUCAAAGUCCAGUUGUUCAGAUGAUUAUGUGGAGAUUCGCGAUGGAGAUUUGCUAUCGACAAGCAAGCUGAUUGGAAAGUUUUGUGGAAGUCGGCUGCCGCCGAUAAUAGUGUCAAACUACAAAUACAUUUUUGUGAGAUUCGUCAGUGAUUUUGAUAAUUAUCCUUUCAUACGGAAGUUCUCUGCUACGUUUCGAGCAAUAAUACCAGUACGCUCUUCUGGUAAGUGCCAAUUGAACGGCCCAUUUCUCCUGAACAACAACUUACAAAUGAGCAGUUCCUCUGGCGGGACAUUCUCGAGUCCUUCUUACCCAUCUUAUUACCCAGACAGCAUGCUGUGCACUUGGAAAAUUACGGCACCAAGCGGUAAAAGAGUCAAACUAUACUUCAACUACUUCAGACUGGAGAGCGGAGUGUGCUCCUCUAAUGAUUAUCUGGAGGUUCGCGAUGGGUCGUCUUCGACGAGUUUGAAGAAGGGUAUCUACUGUGGAAGCUAUGCUCCAACCAUCACAUCCAGUGGCCGAUAUCUGUGGUUGCGUUUCAGGUCCGACUCUCAGUUGCGUUAUAAAGGGUUCCAGGCUCGAUAUGAAGUUAUCAGUAAAAGCUCAAGCAUGGUGGGUACCGUGGUAGGAGUCUUAGUUGGGAUUGGUGUCAUAGUUGCAGUCAUUGCCUUCGUGAUCUACCUCGUGAAGAGGAAAAACCGAAGAGCUGUAGCAGCUCGAGCUCCCUCUAGCGCUACAAUCACCACCACAGUAACAACGAACCAGCCGCUCCCUACUGGGUAUACCCAACCCAACCCGCAACAGUAUCAAAGUAUAGUUGGACCGCCUCCACGUCCACCCCCAGGAACACAGCCUGGUCCACCUCCACCAGGGUCUCACCAUCCCUAUCCUCAAGGUGGUUCGUAUAACGCAGCUCCAGGCAUGCCAAUGAAUCCUGUUUACGGAGCAUAUGGGCAGCCACAACCAGCAGGUGCAAUGCCCACGACGCAGGCGCCUCCGCCGUACUACGAAACGGAUGGAAUGAAAGCAGGUCCUACCACUGUGGAAUUGUAGUCUUUUACUUUCGGAAGUAAUAGACAUGCUUUUUUAAAUGGCUUUCAUUUCAUGCCGGUUUCUGUUUUCGAAUUCCAUUCAAGUUUUCGUCGGAGAGACACUUUCCGCUUUAUGUACUGUUAUAAGUUCGACCCGUUCCAAAAAUGCUCGACAUAUUUGUAUGGGAGAUGAGCGUAUAAAGCAUGAUUCUUUUCAAAGCUUUCUUCACAAAACUCAACAUAUUCUGUGAAUCAUUUUGUUUACGAACAGCAACGUGUCACAAUUCUCAUAUCCAGUUUCCGCACUCUCCGCUAGGAACGUCUGGCACUAUGACCCCCUGGUACUAUGGCCCCCCAUUUGGCGCUCAAGACGAAACGGCUUGCACAUUAGGACUCGAGCUUUCUUACGGAAACCCGAAUAACUAGAUUUGUCCUAAACUAAAACAGAUGUAACUGAAUAGUAGAGUUUUAAAAAAAGAGUUACAGUUGAAGCUCUCGUAAGCAACCACCUCGGAAAUUUGAAAAAGUGGUCGUAACUAGAGCUGGUCGUUUAUAAGAAUGAGCUCUCGUAAGCGACCGCAUGGUAAAAUAAUAGAAGGUGGUCGCUUACGAGAGCUUCAGAAACUCAUAAACAAUUUAUGCAGAAAAAACAAAACAAAUUAAUGUUUAAGAGUGUCUAUAUAUCUGAUAUAGACACGGCUUAACUUUACAUUCAAAGUUUUAGAGCAAAAUAACCCCAAAUCUAAACACUAGUUCCAUAAUGAGUUUAUCUACAUCUGAUGAUUUUGAAGCCCUUCGAUAAACUCACAGUUUGUGUUUUAUCGUGUCUAAAAGACUCUGAGUGAUCGCUUUCAAGAGCUUAAAAACGAAGGAAAAGUCCAGUUGGGUAAUCCCCAAAGUGGUCGCGGUCGCUUACGGGAGCGGUCCCUUACGAGAGCUUUUCAUUACAAAGUUUAAGAAACGGUUCAAACGAGGUUUCGCAAAGGUGGUCGUAACUAGAGCUGGUCGCUUAUGAGAGUGGUCGCAAGGGGAGCUUCGACAGCCUCGUUCCCAGGCUCUCUCCCCUCUGCCUCCCUUGGUCGUUGGAAGGAAGACCCUGGUUGCGUCUGGUCACGUGACCACCCAGAAUCCGAGUUUAACUAACCAAACUCACCCCUACCUUCUUAGCGACUCCGGCAACUUUGUGAAAACUUUGAAAAUACGCGUGAAAUUAAUCCUUAACUACCCUCGGGCCCAUACAAUUACAGAUACAAAUUGACUCGUUUUUCGUUUUCCUUUUGACGUACGUCAGAAUUUUGAAGUCGUUCAUCGUUCCUGGACCAGGCAGAGACUCAGUAGAGACAGAAUAAGUAUCCUGCCAACCUCGUUUUCUCGGUCCGUACCGUAAGUUACGGACCGAGUUUUUCCCCAUCGAUUUAUGGCCCAAGCGCGAAGCCCUCGAACUCGGUUACUAAGAGGUGUAAAACCUGAAUAAAAAGCUACGGUUUCAUUUUGUUAGUUUAACUCUGUACGCCCCAAUACCAGGAGACAUGAUUGUUUUCCUUAAUGUUACCAUUUUCACCCACAAACUGUGCUGUUCCUUUUCAACUGCUGGUGGUUCAGUUAGUGGGGUCUUACCUCUGAAAGCGAAAAACAUCAGCGUAAGCAAGUGCAAUCUAUCACUGACCCAGAAAAUCUGACAUGUGAAAUAAGCCCCCUGUGAGUUUAGAAAACGUGGUUUAGAUACUGAGAUCAGAGAAUCUGCACUUGCUUAUCUGACUGAUUUAAUAACAUUUGAAAUUAAAACAAAAUGCUUCAUUAUAU
Messenger RNA from Orbicella faveolata, 3366 nucleotides. Its product is annotated as bone morphogenetic protein 1-like. Lineage: Eukaryota; Metazoa; Cnidaria; Anthozoa; Scleractinia; Merulinidae. The record is from RefSeq and is a predicted model, not a curated record.